AUGCCCAUCCAGACACUGUCACAGGAGGCCGUGACGGCUAGACAGGUGUUCCGCUUCCUGCACCGUGCCGGAGGAAGUGCAGAUGCGCACUACGUUACCGGCAAGUACGGAUGCAAAAAGCAAUUUCUCCUGGAGUUUGAGGGCGGGAAUGUCUUCGAGGCAGAUGGCGAUAAGCUGAAGCUGAAGGGCGGAGCCUUUGCCGUGGCCGCGGCUGCAGCAACGGCUGGGCGCGUGAGCCGAAAGGUCGGCAGAAGGAGCUCGCCGAACCAUUUGCUCACGAAAGCUGGAUUCGCCACCAGGGACGAGCCUGCUAGGCGCCUACAGAAGCGUAUCGAGGGCCUCCUCAUGUGUGCAGGAGACGGAGUACUUCCAUUCAAGGCUGUGCUCCGGGCUUUAGCCCUCAGGCCAACGCAUGGGCUGAACCGCUGGCUACCGCGCGCGGGGCUGCGCAUGGCACCCAACGGGGACCUGUGGGUAGACAGCUACCGCCUCUUCCACUUCAGACUCUAUCGCGCGCUGCGGGCGUCUGCCUUCAUCAUGGAGACUGGUGGGAAGGCGCCACUUCGAGAUCUCAUGGAGUUCCUUUAUCGCCCGCUGGAGCUUCAGGACAUUGAAGAGGUCGAGCUCACGUCCGAGGGGCGUCUCCAAAGCUAUGAGGCGGGGCUCGCCCCUAGCGCUGAGGUAGAAGAGUGGCGGCUCGCCGCGCGGGAACGCUACUGGCGCCGCAGUCCGGAUCAGGAGAUCAAGGGGCUCCUCCCUCGGCCUCCCGAGGAAACUUUGGAGUUCUCGGAUAGCCAGGAGCAGCUAUUUGCAGAGGAGAAGCUGGAGAGAGUGGAUCUGUCUGAAGAGGCAUUGGAGUUUGAGAUUGUCUUGGCGGAGAGGCACGUGGACCCGCCCCUGUGGCUGGAAGCGUGGCUUCGUGAAUACUUCGUGGUGGAGGACGAUAUGGUCUACUUGCCAUUCCUGAAGCCUUGGAAGCCACAUGUAGCUCGGGACCCUGAUGCCGAGCCGCCUCGGAGUCAUACGGAGCAAGAGGCUUUGCUCAUGAACAUCCAAGAAGAGAUGAGGCUGAGAUAUGGGCGGGUGCACGUCGCCACCCUCGGUCCCCUCUUCCCGGGGGCAAAGCGUGGCUGGCUGAAGCGGUUCUUUGACAUCAGCUCCUAUGGCGAUGUUCUGGAGAAGAGCGUCGCGCGCCAGACUCGCGAGGCGAUCGCAGUGGCAGCGCGCGUCCACUACGAAGGCUACACGUCCAUGGAGGCCUUCUACGACUUCGGCAUUGGCCGAGAGUGGCUGAGGAAGUACUUCGUGAUUGACCCUGCGACGAAUGAGCUCAGUUUGGAUCAGGAGCGCUAUACGUCCUGGGAACCGCCACCAAAGGAGCCAGAUGCCCCAGAUCCACGCAUCUACACAAAGCUCGAUGCGCCGCGAGGCUACUUCCGCAAGGGCAAUGGCAAGUAUGCGAAGAUGAAGUACGGCCACCAUGCUGGUGGCAUCCUUUUCUAG
Symbiodinium pilosum is the source of this 1503-nucleotide messenger RNA. The record is from the annotation of a GenBank genome assembly. NCBI's taxonomy places the organism in Eukaryota, Dinophyceae, Suessiales, Symbiodiniaceae.